Molecule: messenger RNA, 2153 nt
Organism: Fusarium odoratissimum NRRL 54006
Lineage: Eukaryota; Fungi; Ascomycota; Sordariomycetes; Hypocreales; Nectriaceae
Exons: 3
Coding region: 627-2072 (481 amino acids)
Biological process (GO): lipid metabolic process
Cellular component (GO): membrane
Molecular function (GO): oxidoreductase activity, acting on paired donors, with oxidation of a pair of donors resulting in the reduction of molecular oxygen to two molecules of water
Source: RefSeq, a predicted model, not a curated record
GUGAGAGAGUGAGCAAGUACUUAUCUCGUUGUACUGCCUCGGCUGUUUGCUGCUGUGGUUCCCGUUCUGCUCUGUUUGCUCUUCAUUCAUAUCCACUCUCUCUUCCUACAGUGACACUAGAUCACUGCUCCUCUCCUUCGUCCAUUUCUCUUUUUCUCGAUUGUCUCUCCUUUCAUUUCGACAUUCCUUAUAAAACAUAUCACGACUAAAACACCCCCGAAAUGAACCGCGACAAGAUCUUGACCGCUGUGGCGGUUGAGAGGAUGAUCGCAGCUGGUCAAACAAUCGUCGUUUUCGAAGACUCAGUACUCAAGCUCGACGGCUGGAUGGAUAGACAUCCCGGUGGAAGAUUGGCAGUUCUUCACAUGGUGGGCAGAGAUGCGACCGACGAGAUGAAAGCGUAAGUCACGAUGCUUUUUAUGGUGUUGAGGUUGAGCGUUGCACGGGUGCACUAUACCAAAAUGAGAAACACACCACUACACUACAACACCCCAUUGGCCUGCACGCCAAUAUGACAUGUACAGUGCAUUGUGCGGGGGAAACAACAAGAUACAGAUCAGAUCAGGUUAAACUAACACAUUUUUCUCCUUUGGGAUAGUUAUCACUCGGAAGCGACCUUACGAACCAUGAAGGCCUAUCGGAUCGGUCGGAAGCAAGGAUCCUGGGUGAACCGCACACCACCAAUUAGAGGCGGCGUCUUUCGCCUCGACGCCCAAGAGAUCGAUCUCUCAGACUCGAGCACAUCCUCCGACACAGACGACAACACCAGUCUCGAUGACGCCGUUAGCUCCGCGUCAUCAUCGCCCAGCGUGGAUGUCAAAGAUGGAGGAGAGGGUCUUCGCCAGCGCGCAGUAGCAAAGACGGAUGAUUCGCGAAAGCGUACUGCGACGCUGCGUGUGGCGAAUGCAGGUGUUGCGCGGGAGAUUCAGAACGAUCUUGAAACGUACCCGUCGCUGGAUACGCGUGUCCAGGAUGAGAUUGCGAGAAAGUAUCAGCUUCUCCACCAGAGGAUUCACGAUGAGGGUCUUUAUCAGUGUCCGUACGUUGAGUAUGGGAAGGAGAUGAUGCGAUACACGACGCUGUUUACGCUGUUUGGUGUGUUGUUUUAUAACCAGUGGUACAUCACAUCUGCUGUGUUCUUGGGAUUGUUCUGGCAUCAAAUCAUGUUCAGCGCGCAUGAUGCUGGCCAUCUUGCGAUUACGUCUAAUUUUGUCAUCGACACUCUCAUUGGCAUGUUCAUUGCUGAUUUCUGCUGUGGUCUAUCGAUUGGAUGGUGGAAGAGCAGUCACAACGUGCACCAUCUCGUGACGAACCAACCCGAACAUGAUCCUGAUAUCCAGAACGUUCCCCUCUUUGCGACAUGCCCCUCAUUCUUCAAGUCCCUUCGCUCAACUUACUACAACUUCACUUUCGUCUGGGACGCCGCAGCCGAUUUCCUCGUCCCCUUCCAGCGCUGGACUUACUACCCCGUCAUGGGCAUCGCGCGCUUCAACCUGUACCUCCUCUCCUGGCUCCACGUCCUCUCCGAGAAGUCCUCACAGCUCGGAAAGAGUCGCGCCUGGUGGAUUCGACCUACCGAGAUCACCUUCAUGGCCUGCUACUGGUUCCUCUUCGGCUACUGCCUCCUCUGGCGCGGUCUCCCCGACUGGACCACCCGCGUCGUCUUCGUCCUGGUCUCCCACAUCAUCACCAUGCCGCUCCACGUGCAAAUCACCCUCUCCCACUGGGGAAUGUCAACCGUCGACCUCGGCGAGACCGAAUCCUUCGCCCAGCGCCAGCUCCGCACCACCAUGGACGUCGACUGCCCCGCGUGGAUGGACUUUGUGCACGGCGGUCUCCAGUUCCAGGCCGUUCACCACUUGUUCCCACGUGUGCCGCGCCAUAACCUGCGCAAGGUGCAGUUCAUGAUUCGGGAGUUCUGCAACGACACUGGUGUGCCGUACUCGAUCCUCAACUUCACCGAUGGUAACAGAAAGGUGUUGGGGCGGUUGAAGGAUGUUAGUGAUCAGCUGGAUAUCAUGAUCAAGUGCCAGCAGCACAUGGCGAGGACGGGGGAGAGUGGAUUGCAUUAGAUUUCAUAGACUAGACUUGCGAGAGCGCGUGCGAUUUGUUUUCUGCGAGACAGUACAAGCAAUAGAUUUCUGUCUACUUCA